This is a messenger RNA of Linum tenue, 371 nucleotides long. The record is from the annotation of a GenBank genome assembly. NCBI's taxonomy places the organism in Eukaryota, Viridiplantae, Streptophyta, Magnoliopsida, Malpighiales, Linaceae.
AAUUAAUUAAACCCCACUAAUUAACAAUGCUUCCUCACAUGGCUUCUACUUCUUCCGCAACAAACUCUCCCCUCGCCUCUUUCACCGUCGAUUCUCCCAGCUUCCGAAGCCUCCGCCGCGACGCCGCCGCCCCACGCCGCCGGUAUCUCACUGUCAGGGCACACAGCAGAUUCCCGGACCAAGGUUCGAGCGACGCCGUGGACGCGAAUCUGGGCGUGCUGAGGGACAGGAUCGAGGCGGUGCAGAUCAAGGAGCGGCUUGAGCUGACGUGUUCCGCCGUUCUCCGGUCGACGUCGUUGCGAAUGAUGACGAGGUCGCCGCCGCCACCGCCGCCGCAGUCCACGUCGGCGACCUGCAGCCGUGUCGAGCAA